Saimiri boliviensis boliviensis (Bolivian squirrel monkey) is the source of this 543-nucleotide messenger RNA. Its product is annotated as sperm protein associated with the nucleus on the X chromosome N4-like. NCBI's taxonomy places the organism in Eukaryota, Metazoa, Chordata, Mammalia, Primates, Cebidae. The record is from RefSeq and is a predicted model, not a curated record.
AUGAAACAGCCAACUUUAAGCACCAAGAUGAAAAGUAUAUCCAACAACAAAAAAAGUGACAAGAUGCUGGAGACACUGAACAGAGUUUUAGCCUCUGAUCAAAGUUUGAAGAAGACCAAAAAGUCACAAUAUCCAACAAUAUUAGUGUUUUACUACAGGAAGGAUAAGAAUAUAAAUUCAAAUCAAAUGGAGUAUGACCAGUCUCGAGAGAAUUCCAUCGAUCCAAUCAAAGAGGAGGAGGACAAAGACCUAGACUCAUGUGAAGGAUCUUCACAGAAGGGAUCUUCACAGAAGGACGAAGACCUUGACUCAUGUGAAGGACCUUCACAGAAGGACAAAGAUCUCGACUCAUGUGAAGGAUAUUCACAGAAGGACGAAGACCUCCACUCAUGGGUAGGAUCUUCACGGAAGGAUGAAGACCUCAACUCAUGUGAAGGAUCUUCACAGAAAGAUGAAGACCUCGACUCAUGGGAAGGAUCUUCACAGAAGGACGAAGACCUCGACUCAUGUCAAGGAUCUUCACAGGAGGGUAGGCAGGAUUAG